Messenger RNA from Seriola dumerili (greater amberjack), 598 nucleotides. Its product is annotated as dicentracin-like. The record is from RefSeq and is a predicted model, not a curated record. Bases 63 to 302 code for a protein of 79 amino acids. Lineage: Eukaryota; Metazoa; Chordata; Actinopteri; Carangiformes; Carangidae. The transcript is spliced from 4 exons. Gene Ontology annotation, biological process: defense response to bacterium.
UAGAGCUCACAACUGCCCUCUCUGACACAUCUAUUAACUCUGACUAUCAAUCUGAGGACAGGAUGAAGUUUGUUAUGAUCUUUCUUGUGUUGUCGCUGGUCGUCCUCAUGGCUGAACCUGGGGAGUGUUUCUUUAAACACCUGAAAACCAUAUGGUCAGGUGCCAAGGCCGCAUUCAGAGGUGCCAAGGCGGGAUGGAGAGCACACAGAAACGCACGCAAAAUGGCUGCGAUGAGGUACAGAAGUGCACAGCAGAACCAGCAAUACGAUUAUGACCAAAAUCAGCCGUCUUAUGGGAAGUGAACCUGUUCACUUUAAAGAGUUUGAGCUACAACUUUCUGCUUUGCAAUGCCACAAACAAAUGGAUCAGGAAACUCAAGAGUGCAAAACAGUGGUCUUGUGUUUGAAUAAAGGGCUUGAGAUGCAGUGAUUUUUUUUAGCACAGCUUGAAAUGAUUUGGAAAAAUGUUGCUUGAUCAAUGUUUAAUCAAUGCUUGAUUUUGCGUUCCUAUGAAUAAAACUGCAAAACAAAAAUGCCAAUGCUGCUUUGUGGUAUUAUUUAAGUAAAUAAGUUCAUUUAAAGUGUGUAUUGUUGUUAUU